This is a messenger RNA of Amphimedon queenslandica, 613 nucleotides long. RefSeq names its product ubiquitin carboxyl-terminal hydrolase 47-like. The transcript is spliced from 4 exons. The coding region runs from base 101 to 613 and encodes 170 amino acids. The record is from RefSeq and is a predicted model, not a curated record. Lineage: Eukaryota; Metazoa; Porifera; Demospongiae; Haplosclerida; Niphatidae.
UACAUCUGGGCGUGGCAAGGGGUAGAGCCUGUUAAUGAUAAUAAUAAUAAUAGUUUCAUAUUCUUGUAAUAAUUUCAUUUAUUUUUAGUUUUGUAAGUUUAUGAUGGAGUCUAUUGUUGCUAAGGGUACACGAGUGGGAGAAUUGAAGAGACAAAUUAUUGAAGAAGCAAAAGAACAAGGAAUUGACUAUACCCUUGAAUUAGACAAAAUGAGAUUACGUGACAAGAAUGGAAUGUCCCCUGGUACAGUAUAUCCUGAUCAUGAGAGGAUUUAUGAUGCCAGGACUGUUGCUACUAGGUUCCAUCUUCCUAGGGGUAAACAUAUUGACGAUGUUAAUGAGGCUUGGAUUGGUGGUACUACAACUACACGUAGGACUGAUGAUACUAAUAGGGAAAUACAUGUAUAUGUGGAACCAUUGAAAGGUCAGUUUAAACUGUCAGAGUUAAGUGGAGUUCCUGCUGAGUAUAUCUAUUAUACAGAGAGAAUAUCAUUUCCAGUUGAGAUAUCAUGUCUUGAUAUUGAGAAUAAGUUGAGAUGGUAUUCCAUCACUUCAGACAGAUACUCAUUUGGACUAUAUGGUGAUGGAUAUGUCAUAUAUUACAAGUACUACUGA